CGUGAGAUUGUGAACACUGUAGUUAAUUCUUGCCUUUAAAACAGAAGCUACUGGUACAAUUUCUUAAUUUGAUAGAAGUCCGAAGAUUGCACAACAAUGGCGUCCUCAGGAGAAUAUGUCGAAUUGCAUGAACUGGCAAAGGGAUGGAAAGCUGCGAUCGGCCGUGCCAUGGAUCCAGCUACGAAACAUGAAGCACAAAUUCGCAACGACCGAGGAAACCUGCCUCUCCACUCUGCUACUUCUUUCCGUGCUCCGAUCGACGUCGCAGGUGAGUAUCACGCGCAUGAAAUUUUAUCUAUGACCAAAGUCGUAUGCUAUCACUUGUAUCUAUGAUGUUAGAUUAUUGCUGACCUCUGGAUUGCUGUUACUAUCGGAUUCGUUAUUUGGUUUUCUUUUUGUUGAAUUGAUGGUUCGAUCGGGAAAAAUUGUUUUGGCUUGCGAUAUUAUUUUGAUCGUUUCGCAGAGGCACUUCUGCAAGCCUAUCCAGAGGCCGCGUCAAUCACAAACAAUUACGGAAAUCUCCCCCUUCAUUUCACAGCAUGGAAGAAGGGACCUCUCGAAGUAGAACGUCUCUUGCUGAAAAUCUACCCUGAAGGUGCAGCGCAAAAGAACAACCAUGGCAACCUUCCUCUGCACUAUGCCGCUCACUACAAUGCUCCUCUCGAAGUUGUAGAGGCGCUGUAUAAUGCAUACCCGCAGGGUGCAACCCAGAAGAACAAUGACAACAACACUCCCCUCGAUCUGGCGAUUGCUGACGGAGCCAGUCCAAACGUGGUGAGCUUGUUGCAGGGAAAGAAAGUUCCACCCACCGAGGAUGAGGCUUUGGAGAAGGCCAAGAGACGUUACGAGGCAGCAGAACGCGAAUUGGCACGACAUAUGAGUGAAUCCACAGGUACAACCGAAGAAAUGGAAGAAGUAUUGGCCUUGCUGUUGGAUAUUUAUGAGGCACAUCCGCAUGCGCUUUACUCGGCCGGCAUCAAUCCCGAAAACGCUGGAACAAUGGACUCCAUGAUGGAAGAGGUAAGUUUUGUUUUGUCACGAAAGUGCUUGCCACUCAACGAUCACGUCAAAUCAAGUAUCAUGGAACUAAAUUUGAUUCUGAUGCUCCAUCCAAAUGAUUUAGGUUCGAAAAGCAGCUGCCGCAGACAAUUCGCAUGCAAAUGGCAUAGGUGGCAUUGAAGACUAUGCUGGUCGCAAUGAGAAUGAAGAGGAAGCGCAACUUAUCGAAGACGCUUUGUGUCCCCCUGAUGACACAGUUGAAAUAGCAUUGAGCAAGCUCGUUGGUCUCGAGGCAGUCAAAAACCAAAUCCGUGGAAUGCGUAGAACGAUGGAACUGGUCAAGACGGAGCAAAAUGGAAAGCUCGCUCACCCAAGUCACAUCGUUCUAGAAGGUAAUCCGGGAGUUGGGAAGACUUCUGUUGCAACCAUCCUUGCAGAUGUUUUGUAUGAAAUUGGUGUAACCAAGACGCUAAAUUUCAUGAGUGUUGGUCGAGAUGAACUAAUUGACCGCAAGAGUGAAUCAAGAACCAUUGCAAAGACACGGAAAGUGUUAGAGAGAGCCAAAGGUGGUGUAUUGGUUUUAAAUGAGGGCUACACUUUGUUGCCAAGUACGGCCCGUCCUCGUUCACGGGAUCAUGGAGGUGCUGCUCUAAGGGAAAUCGCCCGUACCUUGCCGUCUGGAAAUCCUCUUAUCAUUUUGACAGGAAGUUCCCUUGAAUUACAGCGUAUUUUGUCCAGUGAAAUCGGUUUCAAGAGCCACUUUCUAACUCGAAUCGAAUUCUCCGACCCCACCCCAAGUCAGGUUGCCCGUAUUUUCAUUGGCAAAAUGAGCGAAAAGGGUCUGGUGCCAGGAGAUGGUGUCACAGUGGAUUAUCUUGCUGAGUUAAUCUCUACAAAUACUGAUGAAGAUUGGAGGUUGGAACGCAACGGCCGUAUUGCUGACUUGCUCCUGAAUGGAGUAAGGGCAGAAUUGCGAAAGAGAAUGCACUUCAGUGAUGACUCAAGCAAAGUAUCGUUCAGUCCUAUCAAGAUGAUGAGUCCAACAGCCGCGUCAAGGAUGCCCGCUGCUACUCCUGAUGAGAUUUUUGUGACCGUUGAAGAUGUGCAAAAUGCUAUCGUUAAUGGAAUGUAAUAAAAAGACAUAGUGCCCAUCAAAUUCUUGAAGCAUUCUUUUCGGAAAUAAAAGCACCUUCGUUCAAUCUUUGUGACAAUUAUCUUUAUAAAUUUAAAUGUGAGUU
Molecule: messenger RNA, 2237 nt
Organism: Pseudo-nitzschia multistriata
Lineage: Eukaryota; Bacillariophyta; Bacillariophyceae; Bacillariales; Bacillariaceae
Source: the annotation of a GenBank genome assembly